AUGACGACCACUGAAGGGCCCGACCAAGCCGAGAUGGACGGCUUCGGUGACUAUGUUACUGAGAAGUGGCUAAUUGCGCAUUGCACUUUCCGUGGCGAAUAUCAAAAUGGUUAUUCUGAUUGGGGGUAUAUCCCCGACACCGGGGUAAUCCCCCCCCCGCGGGUUGCUUGCCCAUCUACUGAGUGGCUCCGUCCCGCUGGCUUCCAGGACUUCCAAGCCACUCCGGAGCAGUCCACUGAACUUGAGCGUCGUUACAAGGAGACUCAGAAGGAGGCCGAUAAAAUCCGCCACUCUGCAUUGGAUUCGUGA
Perkinsus marinus ATCC 50983 is the source of this 309-nucleotide messenger RNA. RefSeq lists its product as hypothetical. Bases 1 to 309 code for a protein of 102 amino acids. The transcript has a single exon. The record is from RefSeq and is a predicted model, not a curated record. NCBI's taxonomy places the organism in Eukaryota, Perkinsozoa, Perkinsida, Perkinsidae.